Saccostrea cuccullata (small rock oyster) is the source of this 1767-nucleotide messenger RNA. RefSeq lists its product as uncharacterized. The transcript has a single exon. Lineage: Eukaryota; Metazoa; Mollusca; Bivalvia; Ostreida; Ostreidae. The record is from RefSeq and is a predicted model, not a curated record. The coding region runs from base 1 to 1767 and encodes 588 amino acids.
AUGUGGUAUAAAGACAAUGACCCAAGCCAAGACAUGAUUGAAUACAGAAUGACCAGACAUGUGUUCGGAAACAGCCCGUCGCCUGCUGUGGCAACCUGUGGACUGCGAAAAUGUGUAAGUGACGCAGAGGAAGAUGUGAAGAGCUUUGUGUACCGAAAUUUUUAUGUGGACGACGGCUUAAUGUCCUUUGACUGCAGUGAUGAAGCUGUGAACCUAUUGUCCCGCACUCAGACAACUCUUAAGAAAGAGGGAAAUAUUCGUUUACGCAAAAUUACGUCGAACAGUCUGGAUGUGAUCAAAGCCUUCCCUCAAGAGGACCUUGCCAAAGAAGUCACAGGCAUUGAGCUAGAUUUAAGUGAAGCACCACUUCAGAGAAGUUUGGGGAUCAGCUGGGAUAUUUCCAAAGACUCAUUCACAUUUCAAGUGACUUCUACCCGCAGGCCAUUCACCAAAAGAGGCGUUCUGGCAACUAUUAAUGGUCUAUAUGAUCCGAUUGGAAUUGUGGUGCCAGUAACCAUUCGAGGCAAACUAAUCAUGCAGGACAUAAUGUCAUCUGUGACAGAUUGGGACGAACCUAUUCCACAUGCAUUCCAGGCAAAAUGGCAUAACUGGUUGGAAUCCCUUGCCGACUUACAGUCCAUUCUCAUACCUAGAUAUUAUGUCAACUUACCGUCAUCUGAAGUAGAGCGUACGGAACUUCAUGUCUUUUCUGAUGCUUCGCAGAAGGCGAUCAGUGCGGUAGCUUAUUUGAAGAUAUAUGACGUCAGUGGAGGUCAUCACGUCAGCUUUGUUCACGGAAAGGCAAAAGUGGCUCCCUCACAGGGCCAAACUAUUCCUAGGUUAGAAUUGUGCGCAGCCGUACUUGCCACAAGGCUAAAAGACACCAUAACACAACACUUGACUGUACACAUUGACUCUACUACAAUGUACACAGACAGCCGAGUUGUACUCGGGUAUAUAAACAAUGAACAUAGACGCUUUUAUGUGUAUGGAAACCGUGUUGACGUUAUUCGUCAUUCUACCACAUCAGACCAGUGGACCUAUGUGUCAUCUGAGGACAACCCUGCUGAUAUAGGUACGAGGUCUAUCCCUGCUAAUGAAAUUGAACAAAGCGCAUGGAUUCAAGGACCUUCAGUUUUAAGGAGUGAACAUCCACUAGAUCACAGAGAAACUUCAUAUGAGCUGCUAGACCCAGAAGAAGAUAAAGAAGUCAGACCUGUUAUAGUUACGAAGAUGACUUCUGCUUCACAAGAGACAGUUAUAGGUGUUCAUCGAUUUGAAAGAUUUUCCACUUGGCGGAGCCUUGUACGAGCUAUAGCUAGGAUCAAACGUCUAGCCAAAUCAUACAGAAAAUCUUUAGAAACUCGAGAAUCACUUGUGACACCUGUAACGACAUCGAACUUACUCAAGCUGAGUUGUUUGUUAUACAGCAAGUUCAACAGGCAUGCUUUCCUAGUGAGGUUAGUGCUCUUAAGGAGGGGAGAGAACUGCACAGGACACGUUCUACUAUCACUGUCUCCAAUACUGGACUCGAAUGGCAUCAUGAGAGUUGGUGGAAGAUUACGACAAGGGAGGAAAUAUACCUGUUUAGAAAUUCAUCCAGUUAUAAUACCAAAAAAUAGUCACAUUGCUGGUCUAAUUAUUCAUCAUUUUCAUGAGAGAGUCCACCAUCAGGGACGUCAUAUCACUGAGGGGAAGAUUCGUACAGCUGGCUACUGGAUUAUCGGUUGUAAGCGGAAGGUCACAUCGCUUAUUCAUUCAUUAUAA